GGACGUGUGCAGAUGCAGACAGUUUUGUUCUUGUCUCUUCAGUGGUAUAACCCCUAGCCACUUCCUGUGAAAAGCGUCAUUUCUUUUCGUUCUCCAAAACUGACUGCUGUCUCAGUCAUGGCUUCUGUCAUGGCCAAUAAAGCUACCAGCCUUCUGAUUUUUAUAAGCAUUCUUCAAGGAACUCUCUGUCAGACCGCCUUCAUAGAACACAAAACAGAGGUGAAUGCCGCAGUUGGACAGAACAUCAGCCUGCCUUGCAUCUUGUCCAACAAGCGUUCAAAAAUCAUCCAGUUACAAUGGCAUAAAGAGAGAAACCAGGGAGAACAAAAAUUAGUGGUGUUUAAUCCUGUCUUUUCCACUCUUUACUUUGCGGAUGUGACACUGGAGCUGGUGAAUGACACAAACACCGCAGAGCUGCGAGGCUCCAUCUUGCAUUUGCAGGAAGCUACAGAACAGGAUAGUGGAGUCUAUGUUUGUGAUAUUACCUCAUUUCCUGAUGGCAGCAUCAAAAACUUCACAAAAGUACAAGUUACAGUGCCGAAAGUUUCAGUGAAGGUCACGCCCACCAACAGGACUGUAAUUGAAGGAGACACAGUGAGUGUCACGUGUGUCUGUGAUCCAUCACCUGACAAGUACAUGUUAUCAUCCUCACUGAGUCAAUCAAUAAUGGAAAGUCGGGAUGGAAAGUUCAUAAUUCAGAACGUUACUCGGCACAUGAGUGACCUGAUCUGUCAACCGCUCUGGAGCUCAUCAAACCAACGUCUACAACACCUCAAUGCAACCGUGCACCUGACUGUAGACUUUCUUGACAAUAUAGAGUGUAGUUCGGAGAGCCAGAUACAAGUUGAAACUGGGACAAAUCUGACGAUUACCUGUGAAGCAAAGUCUUCCAAAUCCUUGCAAUUUGUUUGGAUGAAGCACAACAUGACAGUGUCCUCCAGUCCCAGUAUAAAACUGUGGUCAGUGAGUCCUGAUCAAUCUGGAAUUUACACCCUGAUUGUUCACACCGGAAAUCCUCGUCUACACAGACUGAAGGUUUUUACAGUUACUGUGAUGAACAGAACACACACGGAACAUCGGUGCAGCACCAUGACUACGGAAACAACACCUCAGAUAAGCAGCACAACUAUAACAACACCAGAACUUAAUGUUACAACGGCAACAUUACAAACAGAAUAUAACAGCAGCACCACUGAUAGAACAUCUACAGAGGAAGUCACGUAUAUCAGCACCUCAACUCCAUCUACUGGAAACGUCACAGUGGUGCACACAACAACACACACGGGGGUAAAAAGCUCAGCCACCACCUUCACACAUACAUCAAGAGAGGACAGGACACUGUCUGAGAUUUGCUGUACAUCCAGCCCAGAAUCAGCCAGCAGAGAACUCACCUAUGGACCCUCAAGUACAUCGGAUUCCUUAAGCAAGGCCACUGUGAGAAACAACACCUUAGGUUUUACAAAACAAGAUGGGAGCACCAGUAAGUCACAUGCAGUGUUUAUCAUUCCUUUUCUUCUCUUGUUGGCUGUCAUUGGGUUUCUUUACCGGCAAUACCUCAUUCAGAAAAGGUUGGAUAUGCCGCCCCCAUUCAAGCCUCCUCCACCACCAGUGAAGUACACAUCAGCAAGAAAUAAUGAUAUACCUGUUACUGACAUUUUAGUAUGAUGAACUCAUGCAUCAAAACAGAGCCUUCUAUACUGACAAGUACUUUUGAGUUUUAGGAUUUUUUUUUGAUAGACUAUGUCUGCCUGUAAUAUAUAUAUUUAAGCUAUUCUUUAUUUUGUAAGCAGGAACCCUCUUUCACACUCUGACAUUUCAACACAUUUACUAACUGUCUGGGUUUUUACAUUUUCCCUUGAAAUAUCUGAAAAGGUCAAAGAGUAUGAACAAGGAAACAGGAUGUCAUCAGAAGAAAAAAGCAAAACAAAACAAAAAAAUGCAUGAAGGUUUAGCCUUAGAUACAGCUAUAUCUUAGAUACUAUGGUGCAAAACUGCUAUACUAUGAUUAAAGUUUGCCACUGAAUGUGAUUUUUUUAUGUGAAAAAAGUUAUUUUAAUUUUGUGUCAUAUUCUGUGUAUUCUUUAUUUUUUUCCCCCUGUGAAUUACCUGCAUGUUCUCACAGUUGUUUUGUAUAAAACAGUUCACAUGGCUAUUACUUGUUAUAUUAAAUCUAAUUGUUACUUUAUGAUUAAAUUAAACUUUAUAUGAACCAUUUAUGAAGUGGUAGCUCAGUGAUU
Molecule: messenger RNA, 2237 nt
Organism: Hemibagrus wyckioides
Lineage: Eukaryota; Metazoa; Chordata; Actinopteri; Siluriformes; Bagridae
Product: cell surface glycoprotein MUC18
Exons: 9
Coding region: 118-1665 (515 amino acids)
Biological process (GO): cell-matrix adhesion; inflammatory response
Source: RefSeq, a predicted model, not a curated record